Messenger RNA from Eriocheir sinensis (Chinese mitten crab), 1372 nucleotides. Its product is annotated as transmembrane protein 134-like. Bases 675 to 1220 code for a protein of 181 amino acids. The transcript is spliced from 3 exons. Lineage: Eukaryota; Metazoa; Arthropoda; Malacostraca; Decapoda; Varunidae. The record is from RefSeq and is a predicted model, not a curated record.
GUCUCCACCCCGAGUUGGCAGCAGUGGGCGAUGUAAACAAACAGGCCGAGGAGGAAGGAAGGAAAAAAAUCGUUCAUUUCCUUUAAUUACACAAACAAUUAACGCUGAAACGCCAUUAAUAAGGAGAGGGGAGAACAACCAGAAGAGGAGAACGAGAGAGGAAGAACCCAGGAAGCGAUACAAGUGGGGGAAGAGAAGGAAGAGGGAGGAGGAGGAGAAGGAAGAGGAAAAUUAAUAACUUUUUUUGCCUUGUGAACAGUUGAGAGUGAGGCGCCAUUGAGAGGGAGACAGGAGAGAGGAGAAGAGAAGAAGAGGAAGAAGAAGAAGGAAGGAAGAAUUUGAAGUAGAAGAAGAAGAGGAAGAAACAAGAAGGAAAAGAAGAAUUAAAUAAAGGAAAAGAAGAAGAGGAAGGAGAAACGAGAAAAAGAAGAAGAAAAAGAAAGGAAAAACAGACGAAGAAAGGAAAAACAGCCGAGAAAAGAGGAAAAGGAGAAUUAAAUAAAGGAAAAGAAGAAGAGGAAGGAGAAACGAGAAAAAGAAAAAGAAAAAGAAAGGAAAAACAGCCAAAAAAAGAGGAAAAGGAGAAUUAAAUAAAGGAAAAGAACAAGAGAAAGGAGGAACCAGAAGAAGAAGAAGAAGAAGAAGAAGCAUUAUCCAACACCCCCAUACACACAAUGUCUCGGCAGCCUCGCGGUCGCCCAACCUUCAGCAUCGAGGACGCCUUCGAGGAGGAGCCGGAGGAUGUGGUGCGGAUGUACGGCGCAACCACUGAGCGCUCGCCCCUCAAACCCAAGGGGGGCACCGCCAUGGAGGACUCAGGGGGCGCGCGGGGGGCCGACUCAGGGGGCGGGAAGAGCCUAAUGGUCCUGCCUGACGUGGAUGCUGUAUCCCGGGAUAGCGACUCACUCAUCCCAGGGGACGGAGGCGGCGGGGGUGGCGGGGCAGGCUAUGGCUCCUCCCAGUGGUGGUUCCGGCAUCCCAAAGUACGGGAGAAGUGGCGUGUGGUGGCUGCCGCGUUCGUGCUGCUCCUCGUCGGCCUGGUUCUCCUAGUGGUCGGCAUCGUGGUGGAGGCUGUACCCUUAGAGAGCCUAUCCGGGUCGGUCUUUAUCAUCGCCGGGCUAAUCUGCUUCAUCCCGGGGGCCUACCAUGUGGUCUACGUGCUCCUGGCGGUCUGGGGCAGGCGUGGGUAUGACUUCUAUAACCUGCCGCUGUUUAACUGAGGUCUGGGGUGAGUGGGUGUAAGGAUAGAGAAAAAUAUGUGUGUGUAUUGAAAGUGUGUCAGAGAGAGAGAGAGAGAGAGAAAAGAAUGAAGAAAGAGAAAAUGAAGAGAGAGAGAGAGAGAGAGAGAGAGAGAGAGAGAGAGAGAGAGAGA